Molecule: messenger RNA, 8087 nt
Organism: Chelonia mydas (Green sea turtle)
Lineage: Eukaryota; Metazoa; Chordata; Testudines; Cheloniidae
Gene: STX1B
Product: syntaxin 1B
Exons: 10
Coding region: 134-1000 (288 amino acids)
Biological process (GO): vesicle fusion; intracellular protein transport; exocytic insertion of neurotransmitter receptor to postsynaptic membrane
Cellular component (GO): endomembrane system; plasma membrane; SNARE complex
Molecular function (GO): SNARE binding; SNAP receptor activity
Source: RefSeq, a predicted model, not a curated record
AACCCAGAGCUUCCCCCCCACCCCCACCUCCUCCUCUCCCCCCCCCCCCCACGCCGCCCCGGCAGCAGGGCCCCCCUCCCCGCCCGGCUCGCGGGGUCUGCGGCAGCUGGAGGAGGGAGCAGCGUGAGCAGCCAUGAAGGACCGUACUCAGGAGCUGCGGACUGCCAAAGACAGCGACGAUGAAGAAGAGGUGGUUCAUGUGGACCGGGAUCAUUUUAUGGACGAAUUCUUCGAACAGGUGGAGGAAAUCCGCGGCUGCAUAGAGAAGCUGUCGGAGGACGUGGAGCAGGUGAAGAAGCAGCACAGCGCCAUCCUGGCUGCUCCCAACCCAGACGAGAAGACCAAGCAGGAGCUGGAGGACCUCACGGCCGACAUCAAGAAGACGGCCAACAAGGUGCGCUCCAAGUUGAAAGCCAUCGAGCAGAGCAUUGAGCAGGAGGAGGGGCUGAACCGGUCCUCGGCUGACCUGCGGAUCCGUAAAACACAGCACUCCACCCUGUCCCGUAAGUUCGUGGAGGUGAUGACGGAGUACAACGCCACCCAGUCCAAAUACCGGGACCGCUGCAAGGAUCGGAUCCAGAGGCAAUUGGAGAUAACUGGCCGGACAACCACCAACGAAGAGCUCGAAGACAUGCUGGAGAGCGGCAAACUGGCUAUUUUCACUGAUGAUAUCAAAAUGGACUCACAGAUGACGAAACAGGCUCUGAAUGAGAUCGAGACCCGACACAAUGAGAUCAUCAAACUGGAAACCAGUAUCCGCGAGCUGCAUGACAUGUUUGUGGACAUGGCUAUGUUGGUGGAGAGCCAGGGGGAGAUGAUUGACCGCAUUGAAUAUAACGUGGAGCACUCUGUUGACUACGUGGAAAGAGCUGUGUCCGACACCAAGAAAGCUGUAAAAUACCAGAGCAAGGCUCGGAGGAAGAAAAUUAUGAUUAUAAUUUGUUGCGUGGUCCUUGGUGUAGUUCUUGCUUCCUCAAUUGGGGGGACUCUGGGGUUGUAAAUUAAAGCAAAAAAAUAUAUAAUAAUAAUAAUAAUAUAAUAAUAAUUUAAAGAAAAAUUGUACAUGCAAUGGAUAUAACAGCACAUGUUCCAGCUACCUAUACAUACACUCCUUGGGGGUCAGCAAAUCUAAGUUUCUUGUUCUCUGCCAUCUUUCCAUCCAUCUCUCCAUCCCCCAGAGGCCUGGGUUCUCCCCAGAUCUUCUGACAUCCUUGACCACUGGUAGGAGGGCGUCGAUUUGUCUCAUAACCAACCUUUGGGUUCACAGUGACCCAAAGCUCCGGUUCCUCUUCACAUCAGGGCUUAGCCUGGAGGGACGGUGUGGUGAUCUGUCCUUUGUUAACGCUAUCUUGUUUUGGGUUCUGCUGGGGAUGGUGUGGCCAAUAGUAGAGGGGAAAAAUACCAGUAAAAUACAUGGGAAAUUAGCAUAACAGGAUAUUAUACUGUCAAUACUAGAAUGUUAAGGAAUGCCAGAGUGGUUACCAAUCAGUUGUUAUGAAAAAAAAUACCAGUUUAUUCUAGGAAAUACGACAGUACCUGACUCUUACACUGUCAAUACUAGCCCACUGAGGAAAAGGGGAGUCGUUACCCAUCAGUCAUUAUGGAAAAAAUAACAGAGAAUUAUAUGAAACAUUAGAGCAGCAAACUAUUACAAUAUCAGUACUAAAAUAUUAAGGAAUAUCAGAAUGAUUACCAGUCAGUCACUGGCUGGGGGGGGGGGGGGGAACGACAGACUGCUACAUAAAAUACUAGAGUAACAGGAAACAGUGUUCAUACUAGAGCAUUGAGGAAUUCAAGAGCAUCCAAUUAUACCUGAGGAUGAAUGGAGCACGAUCCCAAAAUACUAAUAGUAACAUACUAGUCCUGCAGUAUCCAGGAAAACUAGAGUACUAGUAUUAACGUAUAGAGGAAUGCUACAGCAGACUCCAAUGCUACAGUAUCAAUGCUACAGUAUCAAAAAUGCUAGAGUACAAAUACUGUCGUUCCAAAGAAUGCUGUCAUAUCUCAGAAUACUUCAAUAUAGAUUCAUAGAUAUCCAGGUCAGAAGGGACCACUACGAUCACCCAGUCAAGAAUGCUAGAGUACUGAUAUUACAGUAGUCAUGAAUACUGGAGUAGCAAUACAACAGUAUGUAAGAGUGUUAAAACUGUCCAGAUUAAGUCAUCCCUCAUCAGAAGAUAUGAGAAUACUACAAAAUACUCCAGCUUCUGAAGAUACUCCAGUAUGCCUGACUUGGGGAAGCACAUGGCUAUUCCAGCUCACGCCUAUUUCCAAUUACACAUGCCAGGAAUGGUUGCCACUGUGUCAGGUGUUAUUGAAAAAGAAAUGAGCAUUACUACAGAAAUGCUACAAAAUCAAAUAAUACUCCAGUAUUCUAGAUGGGGAGAUCCUAACGUUCAGCCCCUCCUUUGCAUGAGAGCAGCUAUGAAAAAAAUAUUAUUAAGUUAUUAAUGAUCAGGAAAUGUAUUACACUAUGCCAGAGUAACAAUACUGGGCCAUUGUAAAAUGUACUAGAAUAAUGUACACUGACAAGGCAAAUGACACAGUACUUGAGGGUAAUAACAGUAAUACAUGAUCGCAAAUACAACAGCCUUAGGAAGGAUAUUACUGUGGUGUCCUAGUGCAAUGUUGGCUCCUACAACCUAAGCCCUCACAAAAUACUGGAGUAUAAGUACUCCCAAACACUACACCCUUAUAAAACACUAGAAUAAUAUUCUAAAGUAAUAACAGGUCCCAAAUACUAAACUCUUGUAAAAUACUAGAGUAAUAAUGGCACCCCAAAAUGCAAACGCCAUAUAAGAUACUAGAAAAAUAAGGGCUCCCAAAUACUACAACCUUAUUAUAAUUCUGCAGCACUAUAGAGUAAUAAUGGCUACCCAAAUAUUACACCCUUAUAAUACAUUCAGAUAAUAUAUAAAUACUGGACAUACAGGUUUCUGGGGAGGAAAAUCCCACCGUAUUUUAGACUAAGAGUGGUGCCCAAAUACUACACCUUUAUAAAAUUGCUUGGAUACUAUACAUAAUGACUGGUAAUUAUUAGUAAUAAAUGCUAAAUUGUAUGUCUAUGGAAAAAUAUCACGGUAUUCUAGAGUAAUGGGCUACGCAUUUAUUUAAAAAUACCAGAGUUAUAUAGAGUAAUGUGGAAUAUGCAACAUUAUGCCUAAGAAAAGAAAAAAUACAGUAUUCUGGAGUGAGAGUAAGUGGCCAAGUAAAUACGUCCUUGAUAAAUAUAUUAAAGGAAUAUGGAGUAAAAAUGGAUAUCCAAAUAGCAUCUCUUUGAGAAAAAUACUACGGUAGUCUUCAGUAACAAUGGCUUGCCAAGAUCUACAUCACUGUAAACAUCUCAAAUAUUAUACCCUCAUUUUAAAAGAAUCAUAGAAUAGGGCAAUGGUUCCCCACUAGGGGUCCAGGCCCUCUGGGGGACCAUGAGCAGGUUUCAGAGGGGCCGCCAAGCAGGGCCAGUGUUAGACUUGCUGGGGCCCAGGACAGAAAGCCGAAUUCCCACUGCAUGGGGCUGAAGCCCUGAGCCCCACUACCUGGGGCUGAAGCAGAAGCCUGAGCAACUUAGCUUCAGAGUGCCCCCUGUGGCAUGGGGCCCUGGGCAACUGCCCUGCUUGCUACCCCCUAAUGCCCGUCCUGGCUUCUAUAUGCAGAAAACCAGUUAUUGUGGAACAGGUGAGACAUGGAGUUUUUAUAGCAUGUUUGUGGGGCCUCAGAAAGAAAAAGGUUGACAACCCCUGGAAUAGAACAUAGUAACAAUGAAACCCAAAUACUACGUUCAUAUAAAAAUAUUGCACCAGGGUAUAUUAGUAAUAGCUCUAUGGGUAAUACAAUUAUAGUACUGAAUAAUAAGGGCUGUUCAAAUAUGCCCCUGAAAAAAAUAUUGCAGAAACCUAAAGUAAUAUUGGAUAGCCAAGCAAUACAGAGCUAAAAAAUACUACAGUAUUCCAGAGUAAUGGUAGUUCUCCUAAUACAACAUUCUUAUAAAAAUGCUAGAUCUCUAUAAAUUAAUAAUGGAUGCCUAAAUUCUUUACCUUUCUAUGUUAUAUUCGGAAAAAUUACUACAGUAUACUAUGGUAAUACCGACCCUCCAAAUAUUACACCCUUAUAAAAGAUACUGCAGUACUCUAGAAUGUUACUGUUUUCCAAAGAAUGCACCCUUAAGGAAAAUACCGAGGCAAUAUAGAGUCACAGUGAAUGCUGAAAUAUUGUUCCUCUGGAGAAAAUAAUACAAUAUUAUAAAGCAAUCAUGGCUCCCCAAAUACUAUACCUUUUAUAAAAAUGCUAGAGUAAUAACAGAUGUCCAAAUACUGCACAGUUCUAGAAAUGUAAGACUAAUCUAGAGUAAUGCUGGCUAUAUUUGAUUGCUAAAGCAAAUCUAAAGCAAUACUGGUCCCCAAAUACUAUAGCUCUGCAAAAUACUGUGGUAGUCUAGAGUAAUAAUGAUUAUCCAAAUAUGGUACUCUUAUAAAGACCCUGGAGUAUAUAGUGUAAUAGUGGCACUUAAAUAGUAAUAGUAAUCUAGAAUAAUAAUGGUUCUCAAACGCACUCUUGUAAGAAUACUAGAGUAAUUUGGAGUCAUAACGGCUCCCUGAAAAAAACACUUAUAAAAAUAUUUCAAUGAUAUAAAGUACUCAUGACUCCAAAACACACUUUUGUAAGAAUACUAGAAUAAUCUAGGGUAACCAUGGCUUGCGAAUACAGUUUGGAAACGAUUCUCAUUCUAGAUUAUGCUAGCAUUUGUAUACACUAAACUUCUAUAAAUAGUGAUCUAAUUAACAGUGGCUCCUGAAUACACUUCUAGACUAAUUUAGAGUAAUAAUACCUUCCAAACACACUUUGGAAACAAAUAUUACUCUAGAUUAUUCUUGUUUUCUUUCAAAAAAUACUUCUCUAAGAAAAGUAACCUAGAACAAUAAUGGCUCCCAAAUACAUGUUUAUAAUAAUACUAUAGUAAGUUAAAGUAAUAGUGUCUCCCUAUCAGACCCUCAGAAAAUCAUGGAGUAAUGUGGAGUAAUAACCGGUCCCAAAUACACCCUUGUAAAAUACUAAAGAAAUUGGAGCAUUUAUGGCUCCCAAGUAUGCCAUGAUAAAAAUACUGGAAUAAUAAUGUAUCUCCAAUGGCUAGUCCUCCCAAAUUACACUGCAGCAUUCUGGAGUAAUAGCCCCAAACGCUGCCAUGUCACUAUGGUAUUGGAGUUCAUUACUCUAGUACAGUGGAGUAUGCUGUCAGGAGAGUGGGGUUUUUUGUGGGGGGUGAGGUUAUCCCAGAGCAAUAUCAGCCACACCUGGGUAUUAACAGUCUUCAAGGCACCCUACAGCGGAACUAUCUUGUGGCCAAACGCCACUGAGAGCUUUGGCCUCAGGAGGGAAUAGGCAUAGAGGAAAGGACUAGAUUGCUACAAACCACGUGGUGGGACUGUGGCUGGUCCCUCAUCCCAGAUGGAGGGGUGAUCACCCGUCAGGCUAUGAGGAGACACCCCAUCAGGACCCAUCUAGCCCGUACCCAACUGGGGCACAAUCAUCCCUGACCAUCUGCUGCCCCGGAAUCCUGCUUUCCAAUGUCCCAGCAAUGGGGCGAUAUAAUUCUGUCCCCGUACCUCGUCCUUACCCACUAGGUCGUCUUCCUGACUACUGUGUCACACUGUUGCAUUUUAUAACAUACGUGGGUGCACGCACACACACACAUAUAUAUAUAUAUAUAUAGUGUGUGUGUGUGUGUAUUUCUAUUUCCAUACAUAUGUGUGUGUAUUCACACACAUGCUAUACACAACACAUUUCUGCAUGCUGCAUAUUGUAUACAUUAACGUAUGUGUAUCUACCUAUAUGUAUAUGCAUAGGUGUGUAUUUACUUAUUUGUGAUUUUGUGUGUGUGUGUGUAUCUGUGAUUGUGUGUAUGUGUGCAUGUGUAUAUGUAUAUUUGUGAUUGUGUGUGUGUGUGUGUAUAUACACUUACAUAUUAUAUAUAUAUAUAUAUAUAUAUAUAUAUAUAUAUAUAAUUCUAGUUAUGCUAUAUAAAACUAUAUCCUGUGAAUAGGUAGAUAGAUUGAGAUACAUACGGUGUAUACUACAUAUCUGUGUUUGAGUCUCCAGCUCAGUGGCUAUAGACACAGCUGUCGGUGCAGCUGUAGCUAAAUCCUGGUCACGGAGAGUCAAUCUGCUGUAUUUGAGGUGGGUCCCACCGGCCCGCUCUCUGACUGGGAGUGGGGGCAUCCUGUCUAGAUCAGGGAGAAGAGUGAGGAACAUUGAUCUGUGCAGAGCAGACACAAACACACCAAAUAUACUAUACAAGCAGGGUGGGCCCGGAAUGGGGCCAGGUCACAGCUGGUGUCAUUCAGCUUUGCUUCACUGAAGGCAAAGAAGAUGGUAGUUUUAUACCAGCUGGGGAUCUGGCCCAGUGGGUGUAAGAAUAUAUUGGAGGCAAUGUGUAUGUAUAUGUACCAGGAUAGAUAGAUAGAUAGACAGAUAUGCAUAUGUGUAUAUUUGUAUCUUAAAUAUCCUACAGAUGUGUGUGUAUAUAUAUGUGUGUGUGUGUAUAAACAAAUAUUAAAUAUACUAUAGAUGUCUGUAUAUGUGUAUGUAUUAGAUAUAUUAUAGAUGUGUGUAUAUAAACACGAAUAUUAAAUAUGGUAUAUUGAAUUAAACCUCUAUAAUAUAUUUAAUAUUUCGUGUGUGUGUGUGUGUGUAUAUAUAUAGAUACACACAUAUACAGCAUAUUUACUGUUUAUGUGUGUAUGAGUAUAGAUAGACAGACACAUCUGUAGUAUAUUUCCUAUAUAUCUGUAUGCCUGAGUAAAUAUAUUUAUAUUUAAGAUAAAUACACACAUCUAUAGGGUAUUUAAUAUUUAUGUGUAUAUUCAUAUAUAUAAAGAUACAUAAAGACACAUCUACGGCAUAUUUAUUAUGUGUGUAUAGAUAGUAUAUUUCUUAUGUAUCUGUAUGAGUGCAGAUAUAUUUAUAUAUAAAUAUAAGUACACAUAUAUAAUACAUGUACAAUAUGUAUAUUUCCUAUACAUAUAUCUAUAUCGCAUAUAUAUAUAAUAUAUAUCUCAUAUAUAGAUAUAUAUACAUAGAUAUAUGUGUAAAUAUUUAGAUUUAUAUACACACACACACAUACAUAUGUAUAGGAAAUAUACCAUACGCGUCUAUAUCUAUCUUUAUAUAAAAAUAUAUGCAUAAUAUCUUUACUAUGUGUAUAAUAUUUAUAUAUAUAUGUUGUAUAUAAAUAAAUACACACAUACAUAUAUAGUAAAUUUACUAUAGAUGUUUAUCUACCUUUAUAUAUGCAUAUAUAUGCACACACACACAUAUAUAUAAAUAUAUAAAAUAUCCUCUGGGUGUAUCUUUAUGUAUAAGUAUAUAUCUACAUUCCCAUAUACAUAGUAGCUAUGCUAUAUAUGUGUGUAACUAUGUAUACACACAUAUAUCACAAAUAUACUAUAUACCUAUGUAUUCAUACACACACAGUGUGAGAAUAUACUAGACACACACACACACACACACAUACACACACACACUCACAUACAGAGCCAGAAUCCCAGCUGGUACAAAUGAUGAUAGUUCCAUGGAUUUAGAACCACUAACCAUUUCUAUCAGCUGCGGCUUGGCCCCAGGAUCUAGCCGUUAUAUGUUGUAUGUGAUCUGUGUGUGCGCUCACAAUCCCUGUACCCACCUACACAAUCUCCAUUCCGCCGUGUUUGCAUUCCCAGCCCACCUUCCAGAAAACAAAAAAAAAAGGAACAAACCAAACUUAGAUUUUUUGAUCUUUUUUAAACAAAACACAAAAGCGAACAAAAAAAAAAAGCCGUUAAAAAAAGACUAAAAAAAAAAACAAAUGCGGGAGAAAAAUUCCUACCGAGUUGUCGAUGUCCCUCGACUUCCCUUUUUUGGGUAUUGAGCUGUGUAUUGUUUCAGUGUGGGCUGUUUUCCUGUAAUCUGUGGUGUGUUUGCUAAGAAACAAAAAAACAAAUAACAUCUUCAUUUUUUCUUACCUUCCUCCCUUUCCUGUUUCCACUUCCGUUCUCUUCCUCUGCCCCUCUUCAGUCUGUGUGGCAUUAAAACAUUUUUAAAAAGACAAAUGAACUGGA